AUGCACGAACUCGACCCUGAGCCGCGUAAAUCCGAUUUCGGUGGUCGACCACGUGGUGACCCUGGCUUGUGGGCCAGUGCUGGGCAGGCAGCUGCAGCAGUGCCCGGUGUUCGCGACGUCAGCGCGGAGGACUUCAUCAAGGCCUACUCCAGCCACCUUAAGCGUUCGGGCAAGCUCGACAUCCCCACCUGGGUUGAUGUCGUCAAGACCGGCCCCCAGAAGGAGCUCGCCCCCUACGACCCCGACUGGUUCUACGUCCGUGCCGGUGAGUACGACGAAAGACAGCAGCAGGAAGGCAGGAAAUCGGAUUGGAAUGGCAGGAACUGGGACCGACAAAAGAUGGACCGAGAAUCGAUCGAAAGUUUUCAGCAACCCGACCGUCUCGACAGGGUACAUGAUGGGAGCGCGCAGGAUGAAGAGAAUGAGAGACGACGUGCGAGGGAUCUGGAUGACGACGAUGUAGAGGGUGGAGAGGAUUGUUGGAUUUGUUGGACUGCGACAGAAGUUUGGUCUGGCUGGGGCGGAACUAACCCUCCAGCGGCCGUUGCCCGUCACAUCUACCUCCGCAAGCACGUUGGUGUUGGUGCCCUCGCCAAGCUCCACGGCACCAAGCACCGCCGUGGUGUCAAGCCCGGCCACCACCGCGACUCGGCCACCGGUGUCGAGCGCAACGUCGUCCAGGCCCUCGAGAAGAUCGGUGUCCUCGAGGCCCACCCCGACGGUGGACGCAAGAUCUCGCAGGACGGUAUGCGUGACCUUGACCGUAUCGCCACCGCCGUCCUCGAGGCUCAGCGCGAGGAGGAGGAGGAGGAGUCCGAGGAGGAGUCUGAGGAGGAGGCCGAGGACGACGAGUAG
Molecule: messenger RNA, 855 nt
Organism: Trichosporon asahii var. asahii CBS 2479
Lineage: Eukaryota; Fungi; Basidiomycota; Tremellomycetes; Trichosporonales; Trichosporonaceae
Product: ribosomal protein S19
Exons: 4
Coding region: 1-855 (284 amino acids)
Biological process (GO): translation; ribosomal small subunit assembly
Cellular component (GO): ribosome; cytosolic small ribosomal subunit
Molecular function (GO): structural constituent of ribosome; RNA binding
Source: RefSeq, a predicted model, not a curated record